Messenger RNA from Cololabis saira (Pacific saury), 1520 nucleotides. Its product is annotated as F-box only protein 41-like. The record is from RefSeq and is a predicted model, not a curated record. The coding region runs from base 1 to 1479 and encodes 492 amino acids. Lineage: Eukaryota; Metazoa; Chordata; Actinopteri; Beloniformes; Belonidae. The transcript is spliced from 9 exons.
AUGGAGCGGGCCCUGGACGCGCUCGCCCAGGCCAUGGCGGACCUGAACGCCCUGCUCCGGGACCAGGAGGUGGAGGCAGACCAGCAGGGCGCCAGGGUGGAGGAGGCGGUCCCGGGGGCGGACCAGCAGGGCGGCGUGACGGCAGAGGCGGAGUCGGCAGCGACGGCGGGUCCCGCAUCCUCAGAUCCUCAGAUCCUGGACCACCGAGGACCUGGACCUGGACCUGGACCUGGACCUGGACCUGGACCUGGACCUGGACCUGGACCUGGACCCACGUGGACUCUGAGGACCACCGAGGUGGAUCAGCGCUGCGACCCGGUUUCCCCCGGUGGAGUCAUGUCCUCCCCCUCUUCCUCUUCCUCCUCCUCUUCCUCGGCGCUGUCCUACUUCUGUCCCCGCUGCGGGUUCCAGUCCCGGUUCCGGUCGGUUCCUGAGCUCCGGUUGCACCUGGUUCGCCGACACACCUACGAGACGCUGCUGCUGCUGUCGCAGGCCCGGGUUCGGAGCUCCAGGCCCGGCGGGGCCCCCCUCCCCCUGCCGGCCCCCCCAGGGUCGCAGAACCAGGACUCUGGGGGGGCGGGUUCCUGGUUCCAGGUGUUCGGUUCCUCGGCCAGCGCCGGGUCCCUGGUCCGGUUCCCCGGGGGGGGCCUCUGGGGGCCCCUGGACCUGGGGGGGCCCCUGGGGGGGCUCCUGGGGGGGGGCCUUGGACCAGGUCUGGACCUGGGUCUGGGACCAGGUCUGGACCAGAAACUGGCCAGGACCCUGGCCGACGUGGAGGAGAGAGUGAGGCGGCGGGUGAGCCGGCUGGAGGCGGAGCUACGGAGGAGGGAGGCGGAGCUUCAGCGGCAGAGGCAGGACGCGGCGAAGCUGAGGAUCGAGAAGAAGGAGGCCGAGGAGCAGGUGGAGCAGCUGGCCAGACAGGUGGUGGUUGCCAUGGAGAUUACGGAGCGUCUGAAGGACGAUCUGGACGGGAAGCAGAAGGAGCUGGAGCAGAACCAGAGGCAGAUGGACGACAUGGAGAGUUUUCUGAGGGCGACGGCGGAGAGAGAAGCUGAGGCCAAAUCCAGACUCCAGGUGUUCAUCGAGACGCUGCUGGACCGAGCCGACCGCGCAGAGACGCAGCUGCUGCUGCUUAGCCGCGGCUAUGGGUACGGCUACGACAGGUGCGGCUAUGGCUAUGACAGGUGCGGCUACGGCUACGACAGGUCGGCCCGCAGCCUGGACGGCAGCGCGACCGACAUCAUCACCGACAAGCUGCAGGAAACCAUUGGCAACAGAAGAAGUUCCAGCGUCUCCAACUCCUGCAGGCUGGAAGAUCAGAUAUUCAGUCACCAUCUCUGCAGGGGCAAGAGAACCCUCCGCCACCGCAGCACCGAGGAAGAGGAGGGGGAGGAAGAAGAGGAGGAGGAGGAAGAAGAGAAGGAGGAAGAGGAGGAAGAGGAGGAGGAAGAAGAGAAGGAGGAAGAGGAGGUGGAGUAAGAGGAAGAAGAGGAGGAAGAGGAGGAAGAUUAAGGUGAGAG